Bactrocera oleae (olive fruit fly) is the source of this 2257-nucleotide messenger RNA. It is a transcript of the gene ninaG, whose product is annotated as neither inactivation nor afterpotential protein G. NCBI's taxonomy places the organism in Eukaryota, Metazoa, Arthropoda, Insecta, Diptera, Tephritidae. The record is from RefSeq and is a predicted model, not a curated record. Gene Ontology annotation, molecular function: flavin adenine dinucleotide binding; oxidoreductase activity, acting on CH-OH group of donors.
AAAUACAUAUGAAUUUAAAUUGAACUUGCAGAAUUUGAAAGUAAUUUGGACAAAUCUAUAGAAUUGUGUUAUUAGUUUUAUCAAUGCACUAUUUUCCACCCCUCAUUAGCGUGUAAAUAUGCUCUACUAUGACCCAAUAAAGAAAGCGGUAUGUAAUUGGAUUACAGCAGUUUUUCCCCGCAACCACUCUGCAUAUCUGCUGGUUCUCACAGUGAUAGUCUUCAAGUGUGGCGUUUUCUCUAUUAGUUGUAAAAAAGAAAUUGGUGGCAAUAGUAAACAUUUGGAGCAAAAAUAUAAUGCAUUUUCAGCAAAUUUUGUAUCUCGGUGCCAUUGUCAUCGCCUUUUUGGCUUUUUUGUGGUUUACAUUUGUUUCGUUGUUUGGCGAUAACACACCAAAUGAGCUAAGCCCUCAAGCGGGCUACGCUUUCGACUACAUAGUGGUUGGUGCUGGAACUGCGGGUUCAGUGGUGGCUUCAUUGCUCGCCAAGCAUAGUCCAACCUCAACGGUGCUGCUCAUUGAAGCGGGGGAUUCAUUUGGUUUGUUGAGUAAAAUACCUUUGUUGACCACUUUCCAGCAAAAAGGUCUGAACGAUUGGGGAUUUCUAUCAGAACCCCAGGUUUAUUCUUCGCGCGGACUUGGAGAACAGCGGCAGUACUUGCCUCGUGGUAAAGGACUUGGUGGUUCUUCCAUGUUGAAUUAUAUGCUGCAUUUCGAUGGAGAACCUCGUGAUUUUGAAAGAUGGAGCAGUAGACACAAUUUGACUGAUUGGCGAUGGAAGGACAUACGACCUUUCCUAACUGCGGUUCGUACACAGACUCAUUCUCUUUUAGAGAUAUCAUCGGACUAUUCGAAAAUAACGGAGGCUCUAUACAAUUUGAAAAAGGAAUUUUCGAGAAAAAAUUGGCGGUUUCGACGUGCUCGGUAUACAAUUAAAAAUGGGCUGCGUCACAAUGUAUUUCAUCAAUUUUUGUUGCCGUCUCUCAAGCGUCGUAAUCUCUUUACGCUUACCAAUGCGUAUUUAAAACGAUUGAACCUCGUUUACAUCGACGAAGAAAAGAGUGAGGUGCAGACUAUUUUAGUUGGCGUGAUGGACAAGAAAAAUCAUGAGGAGUAUGUUUUCAGUGUAGAUGUGCAAUGUGAGGUGAUACUUUGCGCCGGCGCUUAUCAAUCUCCACAAAUACUACUGGCGUCUGGUAUUGGCGAUGCCACUCUGUUUGAAACAUUGGGUAUGCGGCAACAGUUACAAUUACCAUUGGUGGGCGAAAAUCUACACGAUCAUCUUAAUCUGCCACUUUUUGUAUCCAUUGAUACGGUGGGCCCAACACUAAAUCAACGCUCCCUGCUUAAUCCCCUCCAAAUUUUGAACUAUUUGAUAAACGGCUAUGGUCAUUUGGGUAAUUUCGGUGUUUUGGGUCACAUCGAUUCCAGCUACGAGGAUAGCUUUGGUUUGACUUUUUUUGGUGUUGGCGCGGUGGAAGAAAGUGCUUUAAUGUCAAUUUCCAAUUUUAAACAGGAGUAUUUUCGUGCACUCUUUCCCCGUUAUCACAAUAGUUCACAGGAGGGAUUUGUGCUGAUAUCCACUUGUCUGCAGCCGAAAUCACGUGGCACUGUUUCUAUCAGGAUACCCAAUACCCGUUGGAAACCAAUUAUCGAUCCGAACUAUCUACGGGAGGCCGGUGAUAUUGACUGUACGAUUCGCGCUAUACGCGCGGCCGUGGAGGUCAUGAAGUCGGCAAGCUUUGCUUCCCUAAAUCCGCGCAUCCAUUGGCCCAAGAUUGAUGAGUGCAAAAAGUAUGGACCAACGGAGAAAGAUUUUGUGGAAAAUAUGCCGACAGACAGGUAUUUGGAGUGUGUAAUAAGAUAUGUGGGGCUGGGGUCACAUCAUCCAGGCGGAACUUGUGUAAUGGGCACAGCAGCAAAUAACAGUGUCGUGGAUUCUCAGUUCAAGGUCCACGGAAUUGACAAUAUGCGUGUAAUCGAUGCAAGUGUAUUACCAACGCCCAUUUCUGGCAAUCCCAAUUCUGUGAUAAUUGGUAUGGCGAUUCGAGGCGCCACAAUAAUUCUACAGAAGGAAAAAAUUAAAAAGAAAUGAUGAUGCAUGCGGUCACAUACAAACAUAUACCAUAUAUUAUAUGCACAGCUAUGUACAUAUGUAUUUUAGAAUCUCCAAACUUCUGCAAAUAUGAAAUAUGAAUAAACAUCUAGAUUCAACCGUCUAAGCAAAGAAUUACAAUUUCGCAAUUUCACAAAUACCAA